Messenger RNA from Ananas comosus (pineapple), 4030 nucleotides. Its product is annotated as serine/threonine-protein phosphatase BSL2 homolog. Bases 449 to 3400 code for a protein of 983 amino acids. Gene Ontology annotation, biological process: brassinosteroid mediated signaling pathway. The transcript has 21 exons. Gene Ontology annotation, molecular function: phosphoprotein phosphatase activity; protein binding. NCBI's taxonomy places the organism in Eukaryota, Viridiplantae, Streptophyta, Magnoliopsida, Poales, Bromeliaceae. The record is from RefSeq and is a predicted model, not a curated record.
AGAGAGAGAGAGUUGGAAAUUUUGAGGGAAAAAAAAAAAGAAAAAAAAGGAGAGUUAUCUCUCGCCCCGCCCUCUUCUCUAGUGUCGCAAUCUCUUCCUCGUCUCCUCCCCUUUUCCCAAUUUAAUCUCUACUCUAACUUUUUUAUCUUCUCUUCGAUUCUUCUUCCCCGUUUCUUUCGUUCGUGAAGCUUAGGGGAGAGAUCGAGAGAGAUCGAGAAGAUAUAAUAUAAUCGAAACCACAAGUGGGAAAAACGAGAUCCCUCUCUCCCUUUCUCUAGGGUUCGGGGCGUGGUGGCGACGGAGACGAAUCCCGUUACCCUCGUCCUUUAGGGUUCCGUCUAUGGCGGCCCCCUCUCGGCGGAGGAGUGCUCCCCUUAUCCUCUUCUCCUCGUAGCUCCGCCCCCUCCGCCGCCGCGUUCGACGAUCUCCUCCUCCUCCGCCGCGAGAAAUGGAGGUGGACACCGCGAUGACGGCCGAGCACGGCCGCGAUCCGGCGGCCACCGCGGCCGCCGCCGCCCCAAUCCACCACCAGGAUCCUCCAAGCGAGCCCCCGCCGCCGCCGGGGCCGGCGCCGCCGCGGCCGGCGCCGACGUACAGGGCGGUGGAUGCGGUCAUAGAGAAGAAGGAGGAUGGGCCCGGGUGCCGGUGCGGGCACACGCUCACCGCGGUCGCCGCCGUAGGGGAGGAGGGCACGACCGGCUUCGUCGGGCCGCGGCUCAUCCUCUUCGGCGGCGCCACCGCUCUCGAGGGCAACUCCGCCGCCGCCCCACCUUCGCCCGCUGGUGGCGCUGGGAUCCGUCUUGCCGGUGCAACAGCUGAUGUCCAUUGUUAUGACGUGCAAUCAAAAAAAUGGACAAGGCUAAAUCCACUUGGAGAACCACCUUCACCAAGGGCUGCACAUGUUGCAACCGCUGUUGGGACUAUGGUGGUCAUACAGGGUGGGAUUGGACCUGCUGGUUUGUCUGCGGAGGAUCUUCAUGUCCUUGACUUAACACAACAGCGGCCCCGGUGGCAUAGGGUUGUCGUGCAAGGACCUGGUCCUGGCCCACGAUAUGGACAUGUGAUGGCUCUGGUGGGACAAAGAUUUUUGUUAACAAUUGGUGGAAAUGAUGGGAAGCGACCUUUAGCUGAUGUUUGGGCCCUUGAUACUGCUGCUAAGCCCUAUGAAUGGAGGAAGCUGGAACCAGAAGGCGAAGGCCCACCUCCAUGCAUGUAUGCAACUGCAAGUGCACGUUCGGAUGGCCUUCUUUUGCUUUGUGGUGGGAGGGAUGCAAAUAGUGUGCCCCUGUCAAGUGCAUAUGGUCUUGCGAAACAUAGGGAUGGGCGUUGGGAGUGGGCGAUUGCUCCUGGUGUUUCUCCAUCUCCUAGAUAUCAACAUGCAGCUGUUUUUGUAAAUGCACGACUUCAUGUAUCCGGAGGGGCUCUCGGAGGCGGACGCAUGGUAGAGGACUCUUCAAGUAUUGCAGUUCUUGAUACUGCUGCUGGAGUCUGGUGUGAUACAAAAUCUGUUGUGACAAGUCCCAGAACAGGGAGAUAUAGUGCUGAUGCAGCGGGUGGAGAUGCUUCCGUUGAGCUAACACGGCGAUGUAGGCAUGCAGCUGCAGCUGUUGGUGAAUCGAUUUUCAUAUAUGGAGGGUUACGUGGUGGUGUGCUGCUUGAUGACCUUCUUGUUGCUGAUGAUCUGGCUGCUGGUGAAACAACAAGCACAGCUUCCCAUGCUGCUGGCGCUGCGGGUACAACUGCAACCAAUGCUCAAGUAGCCAGAUCACCCAGAGGAUUUACGUAUGCUGAUGAAAGAAUGAGGCAAUCUUCUCCCGAUGCAGUUCCUGAUAGUCCUAUUGUUGUUGGAGUACCAGUUGCUCCUCCUGUUAACGGCGAUAUGAAUACUGAUAUUAGUCCUGAAAAUGCCAUCCUUCAGGGACAAAGGAGAUUGAGCAAAGGUGUAGAGUAUUUAGUUGAAGCCUCAGCUGCCGAAGCUGAGGCAAUUAGUGCUACGCUAGCUGCUGUGAAGGCUCGGCAAAGUAAUGGUGAGGUGGAGCAUUUGCCUGAUGGAGAUCGAGGUUCAGAGGCCAUGCCAAGUGGUAAGGAAAUGCCUAGCCUGAUUAAAGUUCCAGAACUUUCCUUUGCCAAUAAUGCCACACCACCUGGGGUUCGGCUACAUCACAGAGCGGUGGUUAUUGCUGCGGAGACAGGGGGAGCUUUGGGUGGUAUGGUCAGGCAGCUUUCAAUUGACCAGUUUGAAAAUGAAGGACGGAGGGUCAGUUACGGUACUCCUGAGAGCGCCACAGCAGCAAGGAAGUUAUUAGACCGACAAAUGUCUAUAAAUAGUGUGCCUAAAAAGGUUAUUGCACAUCUUUUAAAGCCACGUGGUUGGAAGCCCCCUGUACGCAGGCAAUUUUUCUUAGACUGCAAUGAGAUUGCAGAUCUGUGUGAUAGUGCUGAAAGAAUAUUUUCAAGUGAGCCAACUGUCCUGCAAAUUAAAGCUCCUGUAAAGAUAUUUGGUGAUCUACAUGGUCAGUUUGGGGAUCUUAUGCGCUUGUUUGAUGAGUAUGGUGCUCCUUCAACAGCAGGGGACAUAGCUUAUAUAGAUUAUCUCUUCUUGGGAGAUUAUGUUGAUCGUGGUCAGCAUAGUUUGGAAACUAUUACUCUUCUCCUUGCAUUGAAGGUUGAGUAUCCCCAUAAUGUUCAUUUAAUUCGUGGAAACCAUGAGGCUGCAGAUAUUAAUGCACUGUUUGGUUUCCGCAUCGAGUGCAUUGAGCGGAUGGGAGAACGAGAUGGGAUCUGGACUUGGCACCGCAUAAAUCGACUAUUUAACUGGCUCCCUUUGGCUGCAUUAAUUGAAAAGAAAAUAAUAUGUAUGCAUGGUGGCAUUGGUCGAUCCAUAAAUCACAUAGAGCAAAUCGAGAACCUUCAAAGGCCAAUUACAAUGGAAGCAGGCUCGAUUAUUCUGAUGGAUCUACUAUGGUCUGAUCCAACUGAAAAUGAUAGUGUUGAAGGGCUAAGACCAAAUGCCAGGGGUCCUGGUCUAGUCACAUUUGGGCCUGAUCGAGUUAUGGAGUUCUGUAAUAACAAUGACCUGCAGUUGAUAGUACGAGCUCAUGAGUGUGUGAUGGAUGGUUUUGAGCGUUUUGCCCAAGGUCACCUGAUUACACUUUUCUCUGCCACUAAUUACUGCGGUACGGCAAAUAAUGCGGGGGCCAUUCUAGUUUUGGGAAGAGACCUUGUGGUUGUUCCAAAACUUAUUCAUCCUUUGCCCCCUGCUAUGACUUCACCCGAAGCCUCCCUUGAGCAUCAUAUUGAGGAUACAUGGAUGCAGGAGCUUAAUGCCAACAGGCCACCGACUCCGACCAGGGGCCGCCCUCAAUCAGCUAAUGAUCGAGGUUCUCUCGCUUGGAUAUAGUAGGCAAUGCCAGUUUGUGGAUAUAUUCUUUUCAAUGUGAGGUUCCUGCUGGGAUAGGUUCUUUUUAUUCUUUGGCGCAAUUGAGAUUACAUCGGAAAAAGAUUAAUGAGCCAGUCAUGGCUGAUGAUUACAUCUCUGGGAGGGGCCAGCAGGAAGAUCACAUUUAAGGCACCACAGUCUGGGAAUGAAAUGAAUGGCCACAAAAUCAACACAAACCUAUCUUCUAGUCGGUUCAAUGUGGAAAAAAUGAAUUUGAUCUGGAUUUGUCCUCCGCCGCUACAAAGCUUCACUGUGUAUAUUCAGCUGCCGGCAGAUAGGUGAGUGUAUUUAUGUCACACUUUGAAUGAUUAGGCUUAUUAUACUAGGUACUCUAUUCUUUCUUAUGUUCAGAUUUUAUUUUAUGUUUUUUUUUUUGUACCUGUUUUAUCGUGGGAGAGCGUACUAGAGUUUGUGGAAAAGUAUAAGUUUGCGACCAUGAUGGAGUCAUGUAUUAUAGAUAGCCCUAUUGCAGCACAUUUUCAAUGUAAUCUUUGUGGUGCUGUUUAUGUAUGUAAAAUGAUAGUUUUGAGCGGAGGUGCCGGUAUUAUUAGUAUUGGUCGAGAAAAUAAUUUAGUUUCCCUUUUCUAUUAA